Messenger RNA from Leucoraja erinaceus (little skate), 6276 nucleotides. Its product is annotated as ceramide synthase 6-like. Gene Ontology annotation, molecular function: DNA binding; sphingosine N-acyltransferase activity. Gene Ontology annotation, cellular component: membrane. Gene Ontology annotation, biological process: ceramide biosynthetic process. Bases 1 to 1221 code for a protein of 406 amino acids. The record is from RefSeq and is a predicted model, not a curated record. The transcript is spliced from 10 exons. Lineage: Eukaryota; Metazoa; Chordata; Chondrichthyes; Rajiformes; Rajidae.
AUGGCCGGCUUCUCAGCCUGGUUCUGGAACGAGCGCUUCUGGCUCCCUCACAACGUCACCUGGGCCGACCUGAAGAAUACCGAUGGCGCCGAAUACCCUCAGGCCAGCGACUUGCACUUCGCUUUCCCGCUGGCGAUCGGCAUCUUCUUCGUCCGCUUGGCGUUCGAGAGGUUUCUUGCCAAACCAUGUGCCGUGAGUCUUCGAAUUCAAGCAAAUGGACCACGCAGAGCACAGCCCAAUGCUAUUCUAGAGAAAGUCUUUACAUCAAUUACAAAGUCUCCUGAUGAGAAAAGGCUGGAGGGUCUGUCCAAGCAGCUCGACUGGGAUAUCCGCAAAAUUCAGCGCUGGUUUCGGCAUCGGAGAAACGAAGAUAAACCCAGCACGCUCACAAAAUUCUGUGAGAGCAUGUGGAGACUUGCAUUUUAUUUCUAUAUAUUCUUCUAUGGAGUGAGAUUUCUAUGGAAGGCUCCCUGGUUCUGGGACACACGGCAUUGCUGGUACAACUACCCAUAUCAGCAACUGGAAUUUGACAUGUAUUAUUAUUACAUAAUGGAGCUGUCAUUCUACUGGUCGCUGAUGUUUUCACAGUUUACAGAUAUUAAAAGAAAGGAUUUCCUCAUUAUGUUUCUUCAUCACCUUGCAACGGUCGGAUUGAUCACAUUUUCUUAUGUCAACAACAUGGUGCGAGUUGGAACACUCGUCAUGUGCCUUCACGACGCAUCUGAUUUCCUUUUAGAGGCUGCUAAAUUAGCCAAUUACGCCAAGUUUCAAAGACUUUGCGACUCAUUAUUUGUGAUGUUUGGUUUUGUCUUCGUCAGCAGUAGGCUUGGCAUUUACCCAUUCUGGAUUUUAAAUACAACACUCUUUGAAAGUUGGGAGAUCAUUGGGCCAUACCCCUCCUGGUGGGUCUUCAACGUGCUGUUGCUGCUACUACAGGUUCUACACGCCAUUUGGUCAUAUCUCAUUCUACGCAUUGCAUACAAGGCUGUCGUUAAGGGAAAGGUCUCCAAGGACGAUCGCAGUGACAUUGAGAGCAGCUCCGAUGAGGAGGACGCCUUGACCAAUGGCACAAAGCUUCACCACCACAGCCCUUUCAAAGGAACCACCAAUGCAAAUGGGACCAACGGGCAUCUAACCACUGGAACAUGGGUGGGAGACCAUUACAUGGCGUCCUCACGGACUAUGUGUAACGUGGGUGAGGUACAGAAAGGACAACCUUGAUGGAAAACUUCCCAGCACUGGACAUUUUUAUUUUUAAAAGAUAGAUAUAUAAAGAACAGUAUGUUGCUGCAUGGGAUCUGAGCCCACCUGUCUGCUCGGUAACGUACACCUGCAAGGUGCCCAGUCAUUUUGAAAUCUUGCGUUGUUUUUGCUUUAGCAAUAUGAGAAAUUGAAGUGCAGCUUUAAAUGAGAAGGGUGGGGGUGGGUGCUGUGAAUACGCCUGGCCCCUCUUUCCUCCCCCAUUUAACCACCUGCACAGCUUUCAAUGGGUAUUGUGCAAUUUGUCGAAUUGCUAAAGGUUGAGUUUACAUUUCAGGCCGGUGUUAUUGUCAUUAUAUUUUUGCAAUUAUUUUGGAUUUGGGGAGGGGGGGACGGAGGGAAAAUAAGCAAAACGAAAGACCCAAGUUGAACUGUGGGGAUUGUGUGAUCAGUUGCGGGUGGUGGGCAUUGAAUGAAGUGGAGUGGUAAUGCAAGGAAUAUUGGGCAGAGUGGCAUCAUUGGUUGGUGUCUGAACACUUGCCAACCCUGGCAUGGGUAUUUUUUAUAGAAAAGAAUAGAGUUGUUUGCUAAAUCUAAAAAAUCAGGAGUUCAUGGGCAAGGGUCCAAAUGGUCACUUUUGUAGUCAUUCCACUGUUGACUAAAUGUUGAAACAGGUGCAUGAGUGUGUCUCGAGGAGAAGCCUGGAAACGGUAUAUGAGCAGAGGAAAUGUCUUUGCUCACUUCUACAUGGAGUGGCCGGUUAACUCACUUCAGUUUGAUGCAGUCUUGUACUAUGUGGUUUGCAGAGCAGAAGGAGACUAUAACGUUGGCCACUCUGGGUGCUCUUCAUUGGCUCCAUGGCACAUUUAAGGCUGGCAUUGCCGGUGCUACCAGUGGAUUGAAGCUUUGACAAAUUUUCACGGACAAUUUUUUUCUACUUCUAGAGACAAUUCUCUGAAGUAAAAGAUUUAAUGUACUUUUUAUUGCUUUCUCUUUCCCCUCCACCCAUUCCUGCUCCCCAGAGUGAUGGUUUAACUUUUUUACGUUUUACGGCCUCUUGUUGCUUCAUUGCUCUGGAGAACUCUAGAUUUAAAAACAAUUUUAAUUACCUUGCAAAAAGCAAUCCACCCAACUGAAUUUGAUUUAUUUUCAAUUUUAAAGGUGUGUUAGAAGGUGCUUUAAUCUGAUGCUGGUCUUGCUGAACUCCUGGUGUACAAGAUUGCUUUUUAAACUUUUCCACAUUUCCCUGCAGUAACUGUUCAGGUGUCUCACUCAAUGUUGAUUAUGUUAAGCUAGAGUUUGUGUGAUAACUCUUCCAAAAUACUUUGCAAGUUGCAGCAUUUGUCUUUUUAAACUUAACUUGAAAGAAGACCCUCCUUGCACUGUGGUUUCAGCUGUGCCAAAUGCCUCUUCAAAGGAAAAAAGAUGAUCAUUUUCAGCAGUGGUACGAACAAAGUUCUGGUGACUAAGCUGGCUGGGCGCCGUGUAAAUACAGAAUUGGGGGAAAUUUGAAGAUAGUUAAGUGAACCUGAUUAUUUUUUUUAAAUGAAGACUGAAAUUGUAUUGAUGUAAUACAAAUACACAAUGCAAUAGAGUUUUUUAAUUCCACAUCGGGCUCUGGAAGUUGAGAAGCGAUUUUUGAUAUCUUCACAACUGAUGCUGGGUGUCACACCUCGCCAAGUCUAUGGACAGGUCUAAAUUAAAUUAAGAUGGCAGUCUAGCGAAAAAGAGGCAUCUGUCUGAAUAUAAUUUCUUGUAAACUGCUGUCCAUACAAGGAUCCACCUCCCACCCACGUGAAAAGUGGAACCUUGACCCCCAGCCAGCCUGCACUUGAAGCCUUUGCUGACUGUGCCAUCCUGCUCCCCUUGUCAUUGACUGCGGUGAGAUGCGCCAGCUUUGCUUGUCCUCCGAGGCCUGACCUCUGACAGUAACUGGUGUUGUUCCCUGAUCGGUGGUCUGUUAGCCGCAGGCCCUGCUAACACCGAUUUGGCUAUUCGAUUGGUUGUGUGUUUAUUGGGGAUUUUUUAAAUGAUGUGCGUUAAAAUAUUGAUCUGCCCAGAACACAGUUUCUGCAGCAGUGAUGAGUUUGUGUUUUGGGGAAAAUAGAAAAUGUCAUUUGUAAAUGGGUUGUGCUGUAUUUCUAACCAGCCAGCCCAAGCUCUGUCUGAUUAGGAUGUGAACUGAUUUGUGUUGCUUUCUGCAGUUUGAACUCUAGCAAGGACCCUAAUGUGGAAUGACCAUAAGGGUGUCAGUUUGGACUCUUUAUCUGUAGCAAAAACCCCACAGUUUUUUUCAGUGCAAUUUGACCUGCAAACAAUUGCUGGAAUCUGCCCAAAAUUCUUUCAAAGUGGUUUUAUUCUCGCUGAUCAACAUCCAAAGGAUUGUGAGAGAUGCCUUAAAACCAUGUAGCCCUUGGCCAGAAGCUGAACUGUUUGCCGGCUUAUCUUGCUGAGGCAGAACUUUAAUAAUAAGUGUCUUCAGGACAGGGCUGUUUAAAGUCCACUGUAUAAGCCACCUUUUAUAAACUACAGGAUUGCGUUUGUUUUGUUUGGUAUUUUAGCAAUCACAAUCGCAAAUAACACUGAUUUAAAAACAAAAACAAAAAAAAAUCUUCAUUGUGGGGUAUAAAAUGAAUAGGAUUUUUUUUUUAGUUACUCUUCUGCAAUUGCCCUUCCCUUUUGGAUUUAUGGAGGAAGCUGUGUGCUGUGCCCAUAGCAUCUUGCUCCGGUGAUUGUGUGGAAACCCUAAACUCUGGUUUAUCUUCAAACUGUUGAUUAAGUGAGACUGCUGGGCCAGUUCAUGGACUACUUAAUGGAGAAAUGGGAGGAAAUUGAAGAUAUUUGAAUUCUGUAAUAAGUUUGUGAGCAUUCUACAUUGUAACCUGGUGAAGAUGACAUUGCCCGCUUUGGAUCAGGUCAAAUUUGCCACUGAGUCUGGAAGAAUCAGGUUCAAGCAGGUUGUCAUAUUGGAUCUUUAAGAGGGAACAUUGUUGUGGGUAGCAUGACCUGUGAAAUUGGUGUAAAGUACUCCCUAUACUAUGUUGUAUUAUCUUGUCUGAGGUCAUACUUGAACCCAUACAGAUGUGGUCUUGAUUUGCCAGUUUUUGUGCACAGCAGCCCCAAUGAGAUGAUUUGUCCCUGCUCCAUUCUGAUGCUGUCUUCUGUCUCUGCUCUGGCCACCCCACUGCUGUGCUCUUGAGCAUGAUCCAUCAGGCACAUUAUUGAGCUGGGCUGGUGGGCUGGCUGCUCCCCGACUAGACACAACCCAAGGAAGGAAGGAAGGCAAAUGGGAGCUAUAGCUCUGUGGGAACUGUUAUUUGGGAGGAUAACGAUAUACUUUUAUUUCCACAAUGCACACCUCACCUGUGCAAGUAUAAUGAGUUUUGUGACUAAAGCAGAUUGAUGUUGUUGAUUAAGUAAUGAGAACAGUUUGAAAAUUUUACAGGAUACUGAAUUAGUGUUUCCUCACUCCUCUUUGAGCACGACACUUGUAAGUGCCGUGAUUGUACGGUUGAAAUACGUUCAUUUUUGCUAUUUUGUGCUAGUUGAUACCAAUGUCUUCCUCCACUGGUUAGCUCAGCCAGGCUGGGGCUCCUCAUUCUUUCUCUUUUGUUUAUGGGGUGAUGGAAUAUUGUAUCACACAGUGGUCAUUGCUCCAGAAAUUCUAUCCAGUCACUUUUUUAGUUCUGACUUUUAUAGUGCCACCCUGUGUCUGCACAGAAACUGAUUCAAAUGUCUGACACCCAUAUUGCUGUGAAUGAAGUGGAUGUUUCUAGAUUACAUUGCCAUGAUGCUAGCUGGGAUGGAGUUAGGACUGAUGGAUCCACUGACUGAGCUGGAGAUUACUAGAAUAAAAGUUUAAAAUUGCAAACUGGAUCUUGUUUUGGAUAAGGUGACUGUGUGGCAAUGCUUACUUUAUUAAACGCAGUUGAUAUCAUUCCCUAGAAUGGAUUGCUUGUUAAUUUUUGUAAUAUUCUACUGGACCAGUCAUGCUGUAACUGAAUUUAAAGUAUGUGAUGUGUAAGAUUUAUCUUGUUAUUGAUGGCUUGUACUAUGUUGACUGCUGUUUCUUGGUAGAUAACUGUGGUUUGGCACUGCAUAUCUUUACAGCAAUUAUGUUAUCCUUGAUUUUUUUUAGCCCUAGGAUUGCCACCACCUCUGACACUGGUUUGGACCCUGCUAAGCUGUAGUGCCUGUGUUCUUUUUUUUUUCAUUGAUUGGAUAAAAAUCAAUAGAAUUAGCUGAUUUUUAUUUACUAGAGCCACUGGCUCCAUUUGUGACCGAUUUUCCCCUGAUGUGUAUCUAAAGUGCAGAAAACGGGAAGAGCUCAGAGUUGAUCAACAAUGUGGGAGCACAAAACCUGACAGAAAAAAAAAAUACCAGGCAUCACACUGCAAGCUCCUGUGUGAAGUGUGUGAAUUGUACAAGUGCCACCCAGCAAAACCUGGAGCCUGCAGGGUUGCUGAGUAAGCAGCACUACCCGCUAAACCAUGCAGGUCUGCUUGGGUCGGGGACGGUGUUAGUUUUUGUUACACUCUGCAUAUUCCCUUGUGGUGUUACGGUUACUGACAGAGGCAAAAGCCGGCUUGUGUCUACCAGGCCUGUUGUGUUGGAUCUGGAAUACUGCCUGAUUUGGUUUGUUCUUGUGUUGAACUGUUAAUCUUCCUAUAGAAUGUUACUUUGCAGCUUUGAUGUGCUUGAUUCAGCCCAAUCCUGCAUUGCGGAUUAAACCGAGUUAUUGAUCAGCCUCGGCCAGGCUGCCACACGAUGGAAGAUUGAGGAGAAUUUAUUUGGCUCUACCCUGCUUCCUGAGCCAAACACCCCAGUGACUAGAUCAGAGUGGCGUUAGCAACGAGAGUGAUUUGGGGAGGGGUGGGGGAGAGUGUAGGCCAACUUUGUUAAUUAAAGUACCGAAAUUGCCUUGCAUUUUGAAUCAAUGCAUCAAAAUUUUUAUCAAUACAGACUCGUGGUUUGCUAGAUGACAAGCUGUGGAUGUGUUGGUGGAGGUAGUUCUUGUUAAUUCAAUGUUUUUUUUACUGGACACAUUGCAAUAAAAAUGUCAUUCAAUAUUUUAAA